Molecule: messenger RNA, 2162 nt
Organism: Pisolithus orientalis
Lineage: Eukaryota; Fungi; Basidiomycota; Agaricomycetes; Boletales; Pisolithaceae
Exons: 6
Coding region: 377-2095 (572 amino acids)
Molecular function (GO): GTP binding
Source: RefSeq, a predicted model, not a curated record
CUAGCUACGAAGGUGUUCCCCAGUUGACGUUGACAAGAAGUGAAGCUGCGACCGCGAAAACAGACGGUGCGGUCACGGCUGAGAACCACAUCGUCCGUCACCUGCCAGUGACUUACGACUUCCACGAUCAAGGUUGAUUUAGGCGCUCACCGAAACGUGGUCUGGCUACAUUGUGCCAGGCUGCACUCACGCACUUGAAAGGUUGAAAUGGGGGGCGGUGAAUUGCUCUUCCAGAAUUUUACCCUACUCGCAGUAUACGCAUGGACCCUCAAGGUAUUCCAAGGCGCGAAGCGCUGACCGCCUACUAGAUUGUAUCAGAGUACAUGCAACUUGGGUUCAUGAUUAUAACAGGACCUUCACUUCCGUCACACACCCAAUGAAUCACCUGCAGCUGUGUGUUUCACUUGUGAAGAUUUCGAUGGUCCAAAUAGUUCGACAACGAGGUGGCAAUGUGGUAAGUGAAGAUAUAAAAGCAUGUCCCCGCACACAGCAGGAACUAGGAAACCCUUCGCCCUACUGCAAGGUACUUUGCGACUGCGAUACACUGUUUUUCCCUUUUUGCUAUCACUGGAUUUACAAUUCUUACAAUCGCGAAAGACGAGCACAAAUGUCUUCUCCAGGAAAUGAAGCUCGAAUUGCCGUCAUGGGCCUCACGGGAAGUGGAAAAUCCACUUUCAUCAACUGCGCGAGCGAGUCGGAUCUUGUGGUAGGGAUGGGACUCGAGAGCUGCACGGUUGACGUGCAAUCGUCAAAGCCGUUUUACCUGGAUGAGUGUAUGGUAACGUUGAUCGACACGCCGGGCUUUGACGACACCAAUCGCAAGGAGAGGGAGAUCAUAGCACACAUAUCUGCAUACCUUGCCAACACAUACGAACAGGGCGUUAAGCUCACCGGCAUCAUCUAUAUGCAUCGCAUUUCCGAUCCCCGCAUGACAGGCACAUCGAUGCGCAACUUCAGGUGCUUCCGCGAACUCUGUGGGAAGGAUGCAUUCAAGAAUAUCCUCAUUGUCACCAAUAUGUGGAGAGACGACGAGCUAGAAAUCUGCAAUAAAAGAGAGAGCGAGCUAGCAACUGAUAACAAGUUCUACAAAGCUGUCCUUGAAGGGGGCGGUAAAAUGGUUCGUCAUGACGGCACGACAGCCUCAGCGAAAGCCAUCGUUCGCCAGUUAAUCAAUAAGGGCAACGUAACUCUCGCAGGCCAGCGGGAAAUAGUCGACGAGCACAAGGAGUUCUCGGGAACGGCUGUGGGUAAAGAGCUCACGCGAGCUCUAAAGGAACAGGCAGAGGAAUAUGACACCGAGCUUCGGAAACUCCACGCAAGUUUGGAGGCUUCGACCCGUGACAAAGACGAGGAGAAGCGACGGGUAGCCCAAGGUGAUCUGGAGAGCAAACGCGAGGAAAUUGAAAACAUUAAAAGUCGUAUCGAAAAUAUAGAACAGACCUUCCAGGCAGAGAAGGCCCGACUUCUGACUAUCAUUGCGGACAUGGAAGCAGAGAAGCUAAUGCAUUUGGAACGCAUACGGGAUUUGGAGAAGCAACAGAAGACACAGGCUGAACAAGAGAAACAAGAAAGGCUUGUGUUCCAACGAGAACUUUUUAGCGCCAUGCAGGAAAGUAGCUGGAUGGCAGAGGCGCCACUUAUUGUACGGCGGGAAGGACAGGAGAAAAGAUUUCCAUUUGGAGAAGACCUCCAGCACGAGAGAACGCGUAGACAAGUGGAGGAGGUACUCUGGUGGGGGCAGACGCUUCUACAAGUCCGAAAGUGGGCGGCAGUGGUGUUCAUCCAGGCAAAGGAAGCCUUGGCAUGCAAGAUAUUGGCCAUACAAAAAGCGCGAAUAGCAGAAAGGCUUCGCCACAUGACGAAGGAACUGGAACGCAAACAAGCCGAAGUGAACAAGCAAAAGGAAGAGGUUGAACGCCUGGUGAAACGAAAAGAACAAACGGAAGAGGAAGAACUCCGUCGGGAGAGAGAACGCAGGAUAUGUUUGGAACAGGCUCGCGAGUCGGGAGCGUUCGAGGGCAGCGUACGUGUACACACGGGCAUUUGGAUCUUCAAUACCCUUAUGGUGGUAAUGACCUUUGUCCUUGUUAUAUAGUAAUCACAGACUAGGGCGCAUGACUUCAAUCUGUCGGCUUGAGAGGAGCGCGAAGGCGGUAGUAGAG